AUGGCCGCCUACCUUGAUCUUGCCCGGGAAUACUCCCAGACGGCCCUGGCGCAGCUCCCCGCACCUGCCCAGCAGUGGCUGUCGAACCCGCUCACCCAAAAGGGUCUGACUUUGGUGCUGGCUCUCGGUCUGCUGCGAUCGCUGAAUAUGUCGCUAUCCCAAUGGACCUUGAACAACUGGACCCGGAGCGGCAGCUGGGAUCCCGCGUGUGAGCUCAUUCUCGUCACCGGCGGCUCUAGUGGCAUCGGCAAGCAAGUGAUGCAGGACCUGGCUCGCACUGGCGUGCGUGUCAUUAUUCUUGACAUCACCGAACCCUCAUUCCAACUCCCCGCCAAUGUCUCCUUCUAUCGUGUCGACAUCACCUCCUCGGCCAGCAUCGCCGAGGUCGCGAAAACCAUCCGCAAUGAUCAUGGUGACCCUACGGUGCUGGUCAACAACGCCGGCGUCGGCCACGACGGCACCAUCCUUGAAGAGUCCGAGGCCAAGAUCCGCCAGACCUUCGAGGUCAACACCAUCUCCCACUUCCUCAUGGUCAAGGAGUUCCUGCCGGCCAUGAUCCGCGCCAACCAUGGCCACGUCAUCACCAUUGCUUCUAUGGCCAGUUUCGUUGGCUUGGGCGAGAUGGCCGACUACUGCUGCUCCAAGGCCAGUGCCCUGGCCUUUCAUGAGAGUUUGCGUCAGGAACUGAAGUCCUGGUACAACGCACCGGGUGUGCGGACCAGCAUCAUCCAUCCCAUGUGGGUGCGCACCCCAAUGAUCAAGCUCCUCACCGAUCACGAGGCCCACUUCCGCCAGCCCAUCAUGACUGUUGAGUUUGUGUCGAAUGCCAUCUGCAAGCAGAUCCUCACCCAGAACAGUGGCCAGGUUAUCCUGCCCCCGAGAAUGUCAGGCACCAGCCUGGUGCGAGCGUUGCCAACCUGGAUUCAGGAUAGCGUGCGGGUCAUUGCCUCGGGUUCGCUACGGCGGCUGCGGGACGUGCAGCAGAAGCAGGGGCUGUAA
Messenger RNA from Penicillium macrosclerotiorum, 999 nucleotides. RefSeq names its product SDR family oxidoreductase. The transcript has 2 exons. Gene Ontology annotation, molecular function: oxidoreductase activity, acting on the CH-OH group of donors, NAD or NADP as acceptor. The record is from RefSeq and is a predicted model, not a curated record. Bases 1 to 999 code for a protein of 332 amino acids. Lineage: Eukaryota; Fungi; Ascomycota; Eurotiomycetes; Eurotiales; Aspergillaceae.